UUAAUUUUUUUGAAUUUUUAGAUAAAUACAACAUCUAAUCACUUGCUAAAUAGAGAAAACUUAAAACCAAAUUCUUUUGUUUCUUAAGUAUAUGUUGUAGCCCAAAGAGUUUGGGAAAAGGCUUGAAAAAACCUAAAUUUCUCCCUUUUCACUCUCUCUCUCUACUACAACUGUGUGACCUUCUCUCCCAGAGAUAUAGAGAGAGAGAAAGGGAAAGAGAAAGAGAAAGAGUACUGCAACGCACGUCGCCAUGGAUUCUUCGCUCUCUACUGUUCCACCAAUCCAAGGUCGCUUCGUUUUCACGGCAUACCAUUAGAGAAAACAAGCAAAGAACCCCAAAAGGGAAAAGCCCAUCUUCAUUGAUUGGAUUUUUUUUUUUUAGCUGUGGCGGACUUUAGAAGAACCCUAGCAUUCCUCUUUUCUUCAAUUUCUUGGCGGAGGGUCAGUCGUUAUAAUCUCAUAUCAAAGAAGAAGAAGAGGAAAAAGGGAUUUUACACUGUAAAAAUGUUCUGGGUCACUAAGUUUUCAGGCUUUUUCGCUGCGGCAAUGGUAAUGAUUGUUCUUUCACCAUCCUUACAAUCAUUUCCACCUGCUGAAGCUAUUAGAUCGUCUCACCUUGAAUCCUAUCUCCGAUUUCCCAGUCAAAUUACCCCCACUGUUCCCCUUAAUCGUUUCUCAUUUCGUAAAGCCCCUGUAUUCCGAAAUGCCGGUGAAUGCACCUCUAAUGACAGAAGAAUAUUGGGGAAAACUGGGGUUUGCGAUCCUUCGCUUGUUCAUGUUGCGAUUACUCUUGAUGUUGAGUAUCUUCGAGGUUCAAUAGCCGCUGUGCAUUCAAUUUUACACCAUUCGAGAUGUCCUGAGAGUGUAUUCUUCCAUUUUCUGGUAUCCGAAACCAAUCUCGAAACCCUAGUUCGAUCCACCUUCCCUCAGUUGAAAUUCAAGGUAUAUUACUUUGAUCCUGAACGAGUUCGAAAUAUUAUCUCCACUUCCGUUAGGCAAGCGCUUGAACAGCCCUUGAACUACGCUAGAAAUUACUUGGCUGAUCUUCUGGAGCCCUGUGUUAGUAGAGUUAUCUACUUGGAUUCGGAUCUUGUCGUUGUUGACGACAUCUCUAAGCUAUGGAGUACAAGUUUGGGUUCAAAAACGAUUGGAGCUCCGGAGUAUUGUCAUGCCAAUUUCACGAAAUACUUCACGACGUCGUUCUGGUCGGAACCCAGAUUUUCCGGCACGUUUUCCAGCCGGAAACCUUGUUACUUCAACACAGGGGUUAUGGUUAUAGAUCUGAAGAAAUGGAGACGGGUCGGGUACACUAAGCGGAUAGAGAAAUGGAUGGAUAUCCAGAAGACUAAUCGGAUCUAUGAACUGGGUUCAUUACCGCCGUACCUCUUGGUCUUCGCCGGACACGUGGCACCAAUUGAGCACAGAUGGAACCAGCACGGUUUAGGCGGUGAUAAUGUGAAGGGAAGUUGCCGUGAUUUACAUCCCGGUCCGGUAAGCCUCCUCCACUGGAGCGGCUCCGGCAAGCCGUGGCUUCGGCUCGACUCAAAAGAGCCGUGUCCGCUCGAUUCUCUUUGGGCACCUUACGAUUUGUACGGAUUCUCGUCGUGAAUAUCUCAUUUCUCGCCGGUUGUCAAAAUAGGGUGAGGACUAUGAAAACAGUAGUAAAGUACUGUCAAAAAUGGUUGUCAUUCACAUAUAAAUCCAAAGGCUUUGCCAGAUUUUUGCAGUCGUAACUCGUAAGGGCAAGAGAAUCCAAGAAAGCCGUGAUGUUUACUUGUUUGGUGCCAACUGCACGGAUUUCUUUUCAAAUAAACCCUUUUUAUUUCCUCCUCUAAUUACUUUCACAGCCAAAAAAAAUAAUUCAUCUAUACUAAUAUCAAAAGUUUGAUUUAUUUAUGUCAUUUUUAUUUGAGAAAAAACUUGUCCAUGACAUUAUUUAUUAACUGAAAUGAUAUAGAUAAGUCAAUCAUUUUUUAAUGGA
This is a messenger RNA of Solanum tuberosum (potato), 1981 nucleotides long. RefSeq names its product probable galacturonosyltransferase-like 7. The transcript is spliced from 2 exons. Gene Ontology annotation, cellular component: Golgi apparatus. Bases 505 to 1608 code for a protein of 367 amino acids. NCBI's taxonomy places the organism in Eukaryota, Viridiplantae, Streptophyta, Magnoliopsida, Solanales, Solanaceae. The record is from RefSeq and is a predicted model, not a curated record. Gene Ontology annotation, molecular function: glycosyltransferase activity.